Messenger RNA from Drosophila santomea, 2698 nucleotides. RefSeq lists its product as uncharacterized. Lineage: Eukaryota; Metazoa; Arthropoda; Insecta; Diptera; Drosophilidae. Bases 820 to 2262 code for a protein of 480 amino acids. The record is from RefSeq and is a predicted model, not a curated record. The transcript has 4 exons.
UUCAGUUGCCAAACAGACGCCGUUGCCGACGCAGUGCUCGCAGAGUCGUUCGGCGAGCGAAGUUCGUUUCCUCAGUCUUUCGAAUUUCACUUUUAACCGUUUGCGAGCGCGCCAAGUUGAAGCGUAGCCGAGCCGUACCGUUAGCGCGGCACGUUACGAAGUGAGUGACCCACACAUAUCGACCAUUCUCACGUCCGUCAACUCUGACUUGACCUGGUGCUGGUGGCCUAACCGUUGUACAAUUAAAUAACAAUCAAAAUAUAUAAUUGCAUGCGAGCACAUUUCGCUUUUGCGAUGAGACGACAAACUACAAACGCUGGCAAACGCGUUCUACGCUCUUUAUUUAAUUUGUGCGCGCAGUAAAAGUGCCAAGAAUCACGAGCUGCUUGGGUUGCUGAUGGCGGUGAUUUUGUAGUGUUGUAUUGUGUGUGGCUGGCUGACUUUACCGUGCCCCAUUAAAGUCGUCGUCGGUCGGGCGACGCAAUUUGCAUGAGCGACAGCUUCGAAUCUUUUCAACAAUUUGUACUACGCUGUGUGACUCAACGCUAAACAAUUUCGUUGGCCCGCGUGUGUGAGUGCGUCGCUGAGAAAACAUUUCUUGCUUGACUGAUAAUUUCUACGAGCCGCGCUUAUUGUUCAUUUAGUUUUUGGUAUUUCUUGAGCCUGUUGUAACUGCUUGGGAUGGAUGGAUGGAUCGCUUGCAAUAAUAAUCAUAAUGCGAAGUGAAAGAAGGCCAGUGAAAAGCAGUCGCCGUCCUCAUUGAAGAAGCGGCCGCCGGGCAGCGGCAAUAGCAUACAAAACUUUUGGAACGAUCGCAUUAUGGAGCGCUUCAUAAAGGCGAAUCUAUUCAUUAUCUGCUGCGUGGUUGCGGUUCUACUGCUGAUCGUCUAUCUGGGCGCCUUCUCGUGUGAGGUCUCGUGGAUACUGGAGGCCCACGGCGAACUGCCCUUCGCCGCCUACACGCUCUGCUCGCUCUACUUUGUCAUGUUCGUGGCCACCACGAUCCUCAUCCACGGCCUGGUCAGCGGACUCUGCUGGCCAUUGUUCGCGUGGUCGGGCAUCAUUGGUCUACUCUCGAUUCCCGAGCUGGUCUUUGUCAUGAUCAUGACCACACAGCACUGGGGACUGCAAUCUGUGCACGGACUGACGGAGCUCACCUCUUAUCUGAUUCGCCUCAUCAUCAACUGCUUUGCCCUGAUCUGUGUGAUUCCCACGGGCAUCAGGUGGCGACGGGAGACCCAGGUGCUGAGUCAGCUCCAGGGAUUGGCAACCAGGCUCUCCCUGCAAACACCAGCACCCAGUGUACCCAUGACCAAGGCGGACUCCCGACGCUCCAGCCAGCGCCUGAGUGGAUUCGAGAAUGCCGGCUACCAGCUGUGCGAUGAAACAGCUUCUAAGUUGCCACUGGGACCAGGAUUGGGAUUGGGCAUGAACAAUCAGUGUGGAGGCAGUCAAGCAUUUGGCUCGCAGAACGAAUUCAAUGCCAGCAUGUUUGCGCCCGCUUUGGCGCAGCAGUUCAACAAUGCCACACUGAUGCAGCGCGGCGGAGCAGGUGGAGCAAGUGGUGGUCAUCGCGCCCAGUCCCUGAUGGAUCUGCGCUGCACUCUACCCGGAAUGUACAAUCCACGACAUGUGCUCGAUACGGAGGACAAAAACGCCAAGUACUUCAACAUCACCAUCGACGAUCUGAAGAACAAUCUGCAGGAUUCACACAGGCCAUCGCCGCCUUCGCUGAUUGGUUCCACCAGCAACGAUCCCAUUUAUUGCUCCAUCGAACCCAAGCAGUUGACACCGCCGCCAGCACAGCAGAGGAACCACCAUCGUCCACGCGGCACACACAAACAGCCACCACAGGGUAAACUGUCGCGGAAUUGCGUCUCCCUGGAAAAUCUCGACGGGAUCAGCAAGGUGCAGAACGAUCUGACAGCCUACGGCAACAAUCUCCUCCAGAACUACACGCAGCAGCAGCAGUACUACCUGGCCAUGCUGCUGCACCAGCAACAGCAGCAGCAGCAGUUGCACCACCCACAGCCAGGCGGCAUUUACCGCAGGCCAUCCAAUUGCAGUUCCACUGGCGGAUUCGCCGGCACCGUUCUAGCCCAACCGAUGCAGCGACGUGGCUCCACGCACAGCCAGCAGAUGCAGUAUUAUGGUGGCUUUGGCUACGCCAACUACGCCAAUCCGUACAUCACGGCCAACAGCAAGUUGUCCUUGGGCAACGAAUCCGACGACUACCGGAAGUACCGCGAUGUGGCACUUUGAGUUCGUUUUUGGUUCCGGAUCCCAAUCGAUCAUCAGUCAGCGUUUAGGUUAAGCUCACUAGUUGUAGGACAUGCUCGAUCUAGAAUGAGAUUCCUCGGAAUAACGACCAAAGAGCCACAAACUAACUCAGUUUCAGUUCGUAGACUAACGUUACACUGGGAGAAUCGUAUAGCGCGUUUAUACGCAAGUCAAUUUCUAGCUACAAUGGGUCUGCAUUCAGUUGUUAUUUGCUUAAUGAAUAAUAACACUACCCAUUUGCUAAUAAAAGUGUACUUAAUAAGAGACUCCAUGGGGAUAUAAUUGUAUUUGCAAAUAAAAAUGAGAAAUAUCUGGCCUUCUCACAAAUAGAAAUAGAUAUUUCCAAAACAAGCAAACAUCAAAGAGCAAAGAGCAGUGGAAGCUAGCAAGAGAGGCACUUAAUGCUCGCAUCUUGGUU